This is a messenger RNA of Amphimedon queenslandica, 759 nucleotides long. RefSeq names its product arylsulfatase J-like. The record is from RefSeq and is a predicted model, not a curated record. Bases 19 to 738 code for a protein of 239 amino acids. Gene Ontology annotation, molecular function: sulfuric ester hydrolase activity. The transcript has a single exon. Lineage: Eukaryota; Metazoa; Porifera; Demospongiae; Haplosclerida; Niphatidae.
GUGCCUCCUUGUCUAAUAAUGUUAGCAGUUUUAGCUGUUGGAUUGUUCCUAUUGGGACUAGCAUCAGGUGGUUCACCUAAUGCUAAUCUACCUCAUAUUGUCAUGAUGCUUGUUGAUGACUGGGGCUGGGCUAAUGUCGGAUAUCAUCGGAAUCCACCAACACGUGAAGUUGUUACACCAAAUAUUGAUGGAUUGGUUAAACAAGGUCUGGAACUCAAUCAGCAUUAUGUCUAUCAGGUUUGCUCUCCUUCUCGCUCAUCAUUAAUCAGUGGAAGAUUACCAAUACAUGUUAAUGAUUUGAAUGUGGAUCCAGAUCAUUAUAAUCCUGAUGAUCUAGUUUCAGGAUAUGCAGGUAUUCCACGUAACAUGACUGGUAUUGCAGAGAAGAUGAGAGGAGCUGGUUAUGCUACACAUCAAGUAGGCAAAUGGGAUGCUGGAAUGGCAACACCAGACCACACACCAAAAGGACGAGGAUUUGAUACCUCAUUUGGUUACUUUCAUCAUGCUAACGAUUAUUAUAAUGAAACAAUUGGAGUUUGCAAUAGAACUCCAAUAGUUGAUCUAUGGGACACAGAUAAACCUGCUCAUGGUAUCAAUGGUACUGGACCUGAUAAUUAUGAAGAAGGAUUGUUUAAGGAGAGACUUCUUAAUAUUGUAAGCAAGCAUGAUCCUAGUACACCUCUCUUCCUGUAUUAUGCUCCACAUAUUGUGCAUAAGCCUUUACAAGUUCCCGGAUAAAUACUUGAAUAAAUUUAGUUU